AUGCAUCAUGCCCCAAAGAUUACUACCGUCUUCCGCCGCUGCCUUUGCGCCGGGACAACCUCCAUUGUGAUGCUGGGUGCCAAAGUCCCGUGGCUGAUGGCCACUCUGAGGCAAUUGAGCCGGCCCAGGGUUUGCCCGAGCAGUAUUACAAAGCAAGAACGCCGUCUGGUGGAGAUAAUGUCACCAGAAAACGCGGUCUGGACGCUAUGCUCGGUGAUUUUGACUGAUGCCCCCGGACUCAUGCAGCGGAAGGAUGAGAGCCCGCUAGCAGAAGGCCGACUCAAUAUUCCGCUAAUUCAUGUCAAGGCAUAUGUCGUGUAUGUUGACAUGGUCUGGCAGAAUGAGGUGGUAUUCAAGUUAACGCCCGAGACGAUCGAUGCUCUGGUGGAUCUCCAUAUGAAGCUUCAGUCAGCUGAUACUGCAUUGGACUCGAGUGAAAGGCAAGCUCAACUGGACAACCUACAAAAGGAAUUCCUCCGAGCGGCCAAUACGUUCAUGUACCGGACCAACGCCAUAGAGCUGGUGGGAUUGAAUAUGGAUGGCACUGGAGAGCUACCAUUUGAGAGAAGCGAGGUUGUCAAAGCAGAAAUCCUCCGCCUUUACGAGCCAUCGAUGCCUUCGCCACGCAUGACACAAAUGUUGAGUCCAGUGCUUCCAUCGCCUGGUGUGGCCACACCAUGGACGCCCGAACCUGUUUAUCCUUCCGGGUUUGCCAACUCAUGGAGUACUCAAUCAGCCAUCCCCACGUCAGGCACAUCAAACCACUACAAUCCAACACUUGGUGAUGCUAUGCAUGUCGACCCUACCAGAUAUUUCUCAAUGGAUUUCGCCAGAAGUCAGGUUCCCAUCCCCACACCAUAUCCGGAAUCGGCUACCUACCUAUCUUCUCAGUUGCCGAUGUAUCGUUAG
Messenger RNA from Penicillium hordei, 909 nucleotides. RefSeq lists its product as uncharacterized. The record is from RefSeq and is a predicted model, not a curated record. Bases 1 to 909 code for a protein of 302 amino acids. Lineage: Eukaryota; Fungi; Ascomycota; Eurotiomycetes; Eurotiales; Aspergillaceae. The transcript has a single exon.